Molecule: messenger RNA, 5111 nt
Organism: Cheilinus undulatus (humphead wrasse)
Lineage: Eukaryota; Metazoa; Chordata; Actinopteri; Labriformes; Labridae
Gene: hipk1a
Product: homeodomain interacting protein kinase 1a
Exons: 17
Coding region: 346-3795 (1149 amino acids)
Biological process (GO): smoothened signaling pathway; intrinsic apoptotic signaling pathway in response to DNA damage by p53 class mediator; peptidyl-serine phosphorylation
Cellular component (GO): nucleus; PML body; cytoplasm
Molecular function (GO): ATP binding; protein serine/threonine kinase activity; protein tyrosine kinase activity
Source: RefSeq, a predicted model, not a curated record
UCAUACUGGUGAUGAUGAUGAUGAUGGAGCUCUGUCUGGACGACAGUGCUCUUCACGAUGCCGUCUGACACCUCCGCUGACAUCAUGCACUUCGUGUUCGCUUGACUCGAGAUGUGACCGUGGAUUCGAGUCAGAAAUGGCUCUGUCGCUCGUAGCUAGCUAGCUGUUAGCUGAGCCCUCAUCCAUCCUGCUACAGAGCUCCACCAGAGCAGCAGCAGCAGCAGCAGCAGGCGGCUAGCGAGCUCAGCUGAUCAGCUGCAGCAGCACUCAGAGCCCGGAGAGAAGAUGAUGAAGAGGCCUUAGACGGCAGAUCUGCGCCGGUGUGUUCGGACAUCAAAUACAGACAUGUCGUCCCAGCUGCAGGCGUUCUCCUCUCCCUCCGUGUCCUCCAGUGCCUACUCUCGCUCAAAGAGGCUCAAAGUGGAGAACCCUUCCUGGGAAGGAUCCAACCAGCUGGGCAAUAAUGGUUACUACCAGCAGAGCCCCUCCCAGGCAGCUGCACCCUCCACUUCCGACUCCAACUUCAACCAGGUGUACAACUCCAACCAGGUGCAGCCGCCCACCGCCGGCUCCAGGGAGCAGACGGUGGUGCGGGCGGCAGACAGCACAGGCAGCCUUCGGGGACCUCCCUCCUCCUCUUCCUCCUCCUCCUCCUCCAGCCGGCGUGUGAAGGAUGCAGAGUCUUCUUCCCACCCGUGCGACCUCUACCACAAGCAGUACAGCCUGAAGAGGAAGAGUGAGGAGGUGGACAGCAGCGACAGCGUCCAGAUCCUGGAGGAGCUUUCUGCUCCCGUUGUCUCAAACCGCACAGCUGGUGGAGGAGGAACCACGACUGCUCAGUCCAUAGCACACUCCACUUCUACAACCAAGAGCAGCAACUCCCACAGCGAGGGAGACUACCAGCUGGUGCAGCAUGAGAUCCUGUGCUCCAUGUCUAACAGCUACGAGGUGCUCGAGUUCCUGGGGCGGGGCACCUUCGGUCAGGUGGCUAAAUGCUGGAAGAGAGGCACCAACGAGAUAGUGGCUAUUAAAAUCCUGAAGAACCAUCCCUCCUAUGCUCGGCAAGGUCAAAUUGAGGUGAGCAUCCUCAGCAGACUGAGCACCGAGAACGCAGAUGAGUUCAACUUUGUGCGCUCCUAUGAGUGUUUCCAGCACAAGAACCACACGUGCCUUGUGUUUGAGAUGCUGGAGCAGAACCUCUACGACUUCCUGAAGCACAGCAAGUUCAGCCCUCUCAUGCUCAAGUGCAUACGGCCCAUCCUGCAGCAGGUCGCCACAGCGCUGAUGAAGCUGAAGAGCCUCGGUCUCAUCCAUGCUGACUUGAAGCCUGAAAACAUCAUGUUAGUGGAUCCCCUGAGGCAGCCGUACAGGGUGAAAGUUAUUGACUUUGGCUCUGCCAGCCACGUGUCCAAAGCUGUUUGUUCAACCUACCUGCAGUCACGCUACUACAGAGCUCCUGAGAUCAUCCUGGGCCUUCCUUUCUGUGAAGCUAUCGACAUGUGGUCUCUGGGAUGUGUUAUUGCUGAGCUCUUCCUGGGAUGGCCUCUUUAUCCUGGUGCCUCAGAGUAUGAUCAGAUUCGUUACAUUUCUCAGACUCAGGGCCUUCCUGCAGAAUACCUGCUGAGCGCAGGAACAAAGACCAGCCGCUUCUUCAACAGAGGCCCCGACUCCAGCUACCCUCUCUGGAGACUCAAAACGCCUGCGGAGCACGAGGCAGAGAUGGGCAUCAAAUCAAAGGAGGCGAGAAAAUACAUCUUUAACUGUCUUGAUGAUAUGAUGCAGGUGAACAUGACAAACCUGGAGGGCACAGACAUCUUAGCAGAGAAGGCUGACAGGCGGGAGUUCAUCGACCUGCUGAAGAAGAUGCUGACGCUUGACGCAGACAAGCGGAUCACGCCGAUGAAGACACUGAAUCACCCGUUUGUUACCAUGACACACCUGCUGCACUUCCCUCACAGCUCACACGUGAAGUCCUGUUUCCAGAACAUGGAUAUAUGUAAACGCAGAUGCAGCGCCUUUGAGAACGGGAAAAAUAUGUUUGCCAGCAACAACACCCCGAGUGCAGCAACCAACCUCACCGUCACCUUCAGCAGCCAACUCAACCAGCACAACCAGAUGGCGUCUACAGGAGGUCAGUCUCUGUCCCUCAGCAGUAACGUCCCUCUGCUGAACUACCAGCCCGGCCUCUACCAGCAGGCCACCAUAAACAUACCAGGCCUGACCCAGCAGGGCGUCCCUCUGCAGACUAGACCCACCCAGCUCUGCACCCAGACUGAGCCCUUCCAGCAAACUCUGAUAGUUUGCCCGCCCACCAUCCAGGGUCUUCAAACCUCCAGUAAGCCGUCUGGUUAUCCAGUCAGAAUGGAUAAUUCAGUGCCCUUAGUUCCUCAGAACCAGUCGUCCCAGUCUCUUCACAUCCAGCCUGGCAUGCUGACACAGGCCUCCCUGGACCCCUUGCUGGUGAGCAGCCUGUACGCCUCUGUGGCAGGGCUGCAGAGCUUAGACUCAGUCCGGCUCCCAGUUGGCUGUAGGGGUGAAAGUCUCAGUGGUUUACUGGAUCAGAAUGUCUCCAUGCUGCAGGGCUGGCCUGCAGGGACACAGCAGAUCCUCAUCCCCUCCACAUGGCAGCAGAUGCCCGGCAUGGCCAUCCAUAACCCGGGGCAGGCUGUGGUGCCCGACUCACCCAUGGGCGCUCCAAUCUCCGACAGCCAGCAAUCUUCAGGCUGGAGGGGUCGUCAUGGAAACCAGUACGAUGCGGUCAGCCAGCAGGACUCUGGGGUCGGGCGUCAUGCUGCCUCACAAAACCACAACUCAGGGGCUGCUCACACAAGAUCCCAGCAGGGCAAGAGGUCAAAGGCUCGACACGCAGAGAGCAGAGCCAGGCCUGUGUCAUCAGUCCACUCAGCCUCCACUGUGGUCCACAACACGUCAGCUUAUGCCGGUGACCAGUCCCAGCCCAUCGUCAUCUCUGACACGCCCAGUCCUGCUGUCAGCAUCAUCACCAUCCACAGCGACUCAGAGGAUGAGGACGACAGGAAGUUCCCUGCAGCCUGCUCUGGAACAAGCCAGAGGCCCAACGUGAUCAGCUGUGUGACUGUACACGACUCUCAUGACUCAGACUCGUCCACCAGCAGCCCCCUGAGCCCAAAGACCACCUCACAGCCCACAAAGUCUCUGGCUGUCAUCAUGCCCUCUGUGAAGAGCCAGCCGGGAGAGAGCACAACACAUAAAGCCCCAGCAGCUCCAGAUCAACCACCAAGCAGCUCUGGGAAGUCUAAGAAAGGGUCAGCUCAGCAGUCAAGCCGGUCAGGAGAAACAAACACUGAUCGCCAUCAGCGUGCUGCAUCCAGCAGGUCUCAGCCUCUGAACCUCAGUCAGGUCCAGCAGUCUGUGAUGUCAUCAUCCCACGACCAAACAGGAAGCAGUACUUCUCUGAGGCGUCAGCCCACAUACCCUCCUCCUGUCUCCUCACACACAUCCUAUCGACUUCACGAGAACCCUCUCUUCAGCUCUACCCCGAACCUGUACGCCUACCCGGCAUCAGCAGCCCUGGCCUCCGUUUCACAGGCUGUGGAUCAGAUGCAGGGCGGGUCGUCCCGUCACGGCAGGGGAGGCAGCACUUACUCCUCACUGGCUCUGCUGCAGAAGAACAGCGGCCUGGCCCUCGGAGGGUCUGCUGCGGGACAGUAUGGCAACCACCACCACCAACAACAACAGCAGCCGCUGGGAGGACCGCCUUUCCACCACUCCAGUGCUUCUUACCAGAGGAAACUGAACCAGUACCCAUACCUGUGAAAGACUCAGCUGAGGCUCUGAAUGAAGACCAAAUGGAGACCGACACUAGAGAGGAGCACAAGCUCACUACGACUGACUGUGAUCAGACUUCAUUUCCUUAACCUUUCCUUCCUGUUUGAUUCUUAUUCCUCUGGUUACUCAGAAUGUAUUUUAUUCGUGAUCAGUUUUUAAUUUAUUCAGAAUUUGGAUUUGAAUUACAACAAGUUAAAAGCAAAACAGUGCGGUUUGGAGGUAUCCAGUUACAUAUUUUUUCCACUGUGUUUGACAAAUUGUUAAAUGUUGAAAAGACAUGAGUGAAAAGUUAAAAAAGGACGUUUGCAUUCAUAAAAGGUCAAAUUUGUGGAGACUGCACGUCUUAAUUUCCAUAAUCCCUAAAUUUAUGACCAAAAACAAGAAAUAGUCUGAUGACUUGCAGACUACAUUGUUACAUUUAAUUUUUAACAUGUUCAGCCCUAAAUUUUAUCUUUUUUUGAAAAGUAUUGAGGAGGAACUGGAACUUGCUGCUCUUUAUGAUAAGUAUUAUUACCAUUACUAUUAUUUGUAUCACACUCAUUGUUUUAAAGUUGCAUUUACAUCUUCACAAUCGCCUUACCUAUUUGUAGUAAUAACGUCUUUUAUUUAAACCUUUAAUAUGUAAGGAUGUUGUGAUAAUAUCAAUUAUGUUGUGUUUAAUUUGAAUGUGCCGUGUGCGUGUUUUACCUGUAUUAUGGAAAAAAUGAAGGUAAGCUAUGUACUGUAUAAUGACGUGUCACUGUGUCCUUCAGAUGUUUUCCAUGUAGAUUAUUUUUUAUUUCUUGGAUUACAGUAUUUAUAUGUUCAGUAUGUUGAAGAUUAGGGUGUUGUAUUUAGAGGGGAUCGCCCUGUUUUUUACACUUUUCACAGUUGUACUUAAGGUUGCUUGUGUCUGACAUGAAGUAGCAUUCAGGACAGGUUGGUAAACUCUGGCUUCGCUGACUUUUUUAGUGUCGCUUGCAGAAAUAACGUUAAGAUAAUUUGAAAGACAGACACAUAAAUUGAUUUUGGGAAAAUAAGCUCUUGUCUUGUGAAGUGAUGUUUGUGAAGUAAAGCGUGCACAUAAAAUCUGAUUGGAUUAAAGUAUCAUUUAAAGUCAGAGCCAUUUAGGUUGCAAUUCACAGUAAUGUGUUUUGAUUUGUGGAUAAUCAAACCUGAUUUAUAAAAUAUAAAUUGAUGUUCAGUAUGUAACCGCUUCUAAAAUUAUUGGUUUGGUGAAAUGAUGGGUGUUUUUACAAUCCUGCUGUGUUGUGAAGUGCUACAUUAACUAGGACACACAAUGAACCUUAACCCCUAUACGCAAU